GUAGGAAGAGCCGUUGAGGAAGAAGUCUACGAUGCCCCGAUUCCGGAGAAGGAGAAAAGGGCGAUCGUCGCGCAAGCGACGUUGGCAGCUGCCAACGCAGAAAGCCCGGGGCGCUUAAUGAAUGGCACUGGUGGCUUGCCGAAAGAUGUCGUGCGGGACCUUCUCUCCUUGAGCUGGGCAGCGCGGGCUGCGGGUUUCAGUAGCGAAGCUACUGCUGCAAUGAAAUUCCGAUGGCAGGACAUGAGUCCCCAACAGCGCGCCGUUGCACGAAAAGUCCUCGUGGCAGCUGCCGCGGCACGGGGCCAAACGCCCCACAAAGGCCCAUCAUCAGCGGACAGGGUCGCAUCCGUUGUGAGGGCACUCGAAGAUGCAGGCGUCCCCGCCCGCGAGGAGGCAACUUUCGCGGAAGCGGCUCUGCGGAGUGAAGAGGCCCCAGAGGAGGCUUCGGAGGUAGGGCCGUUGUCGAAGACCAUCUUGGACGAUAUCGUGGACUUGGCGAAGCACGCUGGGCUGAGCCGCGCACAGCAAAGUGGCAUCCUCCAAGCAGUGGCGCCACUGCAGCCCGAGGAGCGUCGGGCAGUGGCAACUGUUUGGGCUGCUGUUGGCGAUCGGGCGGAGAAGAGGCGUGAAGCUCGAGCGCCGGAUGCAACGGAAGAUGCCCAUGCGGCCUCACUGGAGUCGCUGAACGUCCUUGUCUUCGCAGCAAUGCAGGUGGGAGCCACGGCCGAAACUAUCGAUAAGGUGAAUGCCCUGGCGCAAAGCAUGACUCCAGAAGCCCAGAUGGCUGCCGCAGCUGCUGUGCUCGCCACGCGCAAGGCACCAGCUCCAGUCGAGCCGCUUUCGGUGGUUUCGUCAAUCUCCCAGAAG
Symbiodinium pilosum is the source of this 867-nucleotide messenger RNA. NCBI's taxonomy places the organism in Eukaryota, Dinophyceae, Suessiales, Symbiodiniaceae. The record is from the annotation of a GenBank genome assembly.